GCGAACAGUUCUUCCGUAAAUCACGUGAUUUCCCCUGUUAAAAGUUCUAAAAUCAAAAAUAACGCGGUAGAGGGCUUAAUUAGACAUAAAAACAUGGGUAACCAAAGUAGCAAGGAUACAUCCAAAGAGGAUGGCCCAAAUUACAAUUACGAUGGCGACGAUGAUUUUAAAGGAAAUUAUUCAGAGGCGGCUAGCGCGGGGAACGGGAAGUCGAGUUGGUCCGACAAAUUAUCGCUGGUGGCCUCGGGCAAGGCGAGACGGGAAAAGAAAUUGAAGGAAUGGAUGGAACACGCCAGAGCGGACUUUGAGAUCAAAUGGGAAGCCUAUUCCCAGGGCGGACCUGGCAGUCAAAGGCGAUUGUCUUACAUGAAGUACAGCAGUAACGUUACAGCGCUGGUGGAUGAGCAUUACAAUAAAGUGGAAUCAGGAGGGGGUUCAAAAGGGUUACAUGUUUCCGUGGUGAAAUUGGCAGAUUUCGACCUGAUCCGUACCCUGGGAGAAGGCUCAUUUGGUAGGGUAGUUUUAGGUAGGUAUCGGGAUCCCAACAGGUACCUCGCCAUAAAGAUCCAAAACAAGGUGAAGAUAGCGAGGAUGAAGCAAGCCAAAAGUGUCCUGAACGAGAAGAAGGUUCUUCAUUGCAUGGGAGAUUUCCCUUUCGUGGUCAAACUGUUUUACAGUUUCAAGGAUAAUUCGUACCUCUACCUGGUGAUGGAAUACGUGGCGGGCGGGGAACUUUUCACGCACCUCAGGAGGAGCGGUCAUUUCAAAGAAGAAAUGGCGGCCUUUUACGGGGCGCAGGUUAUCUUAGCACUAGAAUACUUGCACAGCGUCGAUAUAAUCUAUCGCGACAUAAAACCGGAAAACAUCUUACUGGAUCCCACUAACGGUUACUUAAAGCUCACUGAUUUUGGAUUCGUUACUAGAAUAGGCGUCGGUCGGCGCAUGCGCACGUACACUUUUUGCGGAACGCCGGACUACAUGGCCCCCGAGAUAGUGAGCAACAAAGGUUACGGCAAAGGGGCGGACUGGUGGGCAUUAGGGGUGUUAAUAUAUGAAAUGUGUGCUGGGUACGCUCCGUUCACGGGCCCGGCCCGACCGGCAAAUAAUGUCGAGCCCCAGACGGAUUUAUUCAAGGCCAUCACGAGUGGGCAAUAUUCUCCAUUUCCGUCCCACUUUUCGACGCAUCUAAAGGACCUGCUCACGAAUUUACUAAGGCUGGAGGUGGUGAGGCGUUACGGUUCGCUGAGCCGAGGAGUUGGGGAUAUAAUGUGUCACGGGUGGUUUGAGGGUACCGGCAAGCCUGGCCCAGCCCUUAAACGCAGCUGGAACGCCAUUUGGAGUAGGAGGGCCAAAGCCGAUUUCAUACCCAAGUCAAAAGGGGCGGGUGACACGUCACAAUUUGACCCGUCACUGCGAGAAAUCCCCCUAGAGAUAUCGGACAGGAAUGAGUGCAGUGACCUUUUUGCCGAGUUUUGAAGGAAAAAAAGGAGAAUAUAAUCACCAACCAAAUGUAAAAGAGAGGAAAGUCACAUGGUAGA
Molecule: messenger RNA, 1538 nt
Organism: Gordionus sp. m RMFG-2023
Lineage: Eukaryota; Metazoa; Nematomorpha; Gordioida; Chordodea; Parachordodidae
Product: cAMP-dependent protein kinase catalytic subunit alpha-like
Exons: 6
Coding region: 94-1476 (460 amino acids)
Biological process (GO): protein phosphorylation
Cellular component (GO): nucleus
Molecular function (GO): ATP binding; protein serine/threonine kinase activity
Source: RefSeq, a predicted model, not a curated record